CUUAUAUCGAUCACGCCAGAACUGCCGAGAAGUUCUCAACAAAAUAUCCGAGCUGCAACAUGAGUGCAUCACAAUCAGUCCUGAUCUACGCCGAACUUUUGUCAAAUAUACGCCAAGUCUCCGUUGUAUGCCUAUUGCCUACUCCAAGUCGAGAGGCAACUAGUGCUAUUAUCUCGCCUGAUAGCCAAGUCUUCACAAUCCAUCAUGAUGGCGUGGAGACGUCCGUCCGUCUCCCAGGACAAGUUCAUGUGCACAACCCGCCCCGAGAGCAAAAGCUGCCCCGAUCACAGAAGCUAGGAUCGAAGUAUCUUUCAUGGCGGUUGCCUCUAGCAACUACUCAAGAACACCAUGUCGUACCCACGCCAGAAGAUCAGAUCGUUCCAUGGUCUGCGAACAAUCUCCAAUCGGAGUCAUCUCUUACCUGCAGAAUAUGCAGUGCCGUUAUUGUUGAAUCCAAUAUUAUCAAAGUAUGGAAAGACCUGCCAAGUGAGAAUUGGGCUGAAAUGAUGGAAUUCUGGCAUUGUCAUAAACCACAUGACCAUGGACACGGGCAUCAACAUGAUGAUGAAGGUCUCACUUCCAAAGGAUAUGGAGCGAGUUCUAGAAUAUCAACGCAGCCUAGUGUUGGGUUUGUGGAUCUUACUUCAUUCCUGUUAUCUGAAACAGAUAUUUCUGCAUCUAACAUAAUAAAAACUACAUUCUCGGCAGAGUUAUCAAGGGAAGCAGAUGUCUGUAACGAAGUGUCCAAAGAUGAAGAACUUCAUCAAUCGCAAACGGGAAAUACACCCAUUAUCUGCGGUUCCUGUAAGACUCAGCUCGGAGUGUUAAACGACCAGGAUGCAUCUGUCUCCUUGUUUAAAUGGCAAGUCCAUGUGAAUGAGCAGAUUCAACGAAAUAUCGACAACUCUCCGAAUCUUUCUCAUUGCAUCAGUGCUAUGCUUCUAGCAACCAUGGCCCGUUCGGGCUGUUCUAAGUCCAUCAUACUGCCAAUGAAAUCGAAAGGGCAGCCAGCCCAAGGCAUACCACAAGGAGAUGGUAACACUCAAUCUUUAUUAAACAUCUGGGUCUUUAACAGCAACAUUACUUUCUCAUCCACUAAGGAGACAAGGUCACCUGUCAAAGCAGUCAGGCUAUUUUAUCGUAUGGUUAGCCAGAAUGAAGCAGACAAACUGCUAGACUCCAUGACAUCGGACGUACAAGAUAUCACUCUGCCAGCUGAUGCAAUUGAGAAGAUCAUUGGUGUUCUGGACAAUAGCAACGGCUUGCUACCUCCGAACGAUCGCCAACUGAAGGAAUGGAAAGUUGGUCUCCUGGAGAAGUGGGAUGGAAAAGACCCCUUAGUUUCCUCAUAAGUAGACAAUCCAACAAAGUUAACUGAUGUCGAUUUAUAACCCCGAAUGAUGAUAGAUUGCGAAACAAGACGGUUCGUUAAUACGAUUCAUUACUACG
This is a messenger RNA of Annulohypoxylon truncatum, 1449 nucleotides long. RefSeq names its product ubiquitin-conjugating enzyme E2-binding protein. The record is from RefSeq and is a predicted model, not a curated record. Gene Ontology annotation, molecular function: ubiquitin conjugating enzyme binding; cyclin binding; ubiquitin protein ligase activity. The transcript is spliced from 2 exons. Lineage: Eukaryota; Fungi; Ascomycota; Sordariomycetes; Xylariales; Hypoxylaceae. Gene Ontology annotation, biological process: protein polyubiquitination; proteasome-mediated ubiquitin-dependent protein catabolic process; protein monoubiquitination. Gene Ontology annotation, cellular component: cytosol; nucleus; ubiquitin ligase complex. Bases 60 to 1352 code for a protein of 430 amino acids.